GAUUUCAUCACUGUGCACAGGGGAAUGUACGUGGGGGAGAUUCUGAAGCAUCCAUGACAGCUUUUGUGCUCAUUGCCCUGCAGGAGGGGAAGGGAAUUUGUGCCGGUCAAAUCUCAAGUCUUGACAGCAGCAUAUAUAAAGCCAUUGUGUAUCUCAGAUCUCGUUUACAUGGUCUGACGAAUCCUUACGCAGUGGCUAUGGCAUCUUAUGCUCUUGCCAAUGGAAAUGCACUUGAUAAACAGGUCCUGUUGAAAAAAGCCUCUGCAGAUGGAAGUCACUGGCCUGUCCCUGGAAGCAGUAGCUUUACUUUAGAGGCUUCAGCCUAUGCGCUUCUGGCUCUCGUAAAAGUUCAAGACUUCCAGAGUGCAGCUCCCAUUGUAAACUGGCUCAACAACCAGAGGCAAUACAGUGGAGGAUAUGGCACGACUCAGGCCACCAUCAUGGUGUUCCAGGCUGUAGCUGAAUACAGGAUUCAAGUGAAAGACAUAAAGCAGUUAGACCUGGAGAUGACCAUUCGAGUGGAAGGCAGCCAGCAACCAGUUGUGUGGAAGUUCAACAAAGAAAACUCUCAUCUCACACAAACAGAAAAG
This is a messenger RNA of Labeo rohita (rohu), 590 nucleotides long. RefSeq names its product complement C3-like. The transcript has 4 exons. The annotation marks the transcript as partial. The record is from RefSeq and is a predicted model, not a curated record. Lineage: Eukaryota; Metazoa; Chordata; Actinopteri; Cypriniformes; Cyprinidae.